Molecule: messenger RNA, 831 nt
Organism: Penicillium angulare
Lineage: Eukaryota; Fungi; Ascomycota; Eurotiomycetes; Eurotiales; Aspergillaceae
Product: enoyl-CoA hydratase/isomerase family protein
Exons: 1
Coding region: 1-831 (276 amino acids)
Source: RefSeq, a predicted model, not a curated record
AUGGCAGAGACAACCUCAACCACCGUGGUAACAGACACCACCUCACAGCAAGGAAUCACAAUCAUCUCGAUCAAUCGGCCAACAAGAAAAAACGCAGUAGAUCUUUUAACUGCGAAACAGCUCUACAAUGCCAUCCUUGCCUAUGAAGCCGACGCAACGCAAAAAGUCUGUAUCCUGACAGGCGUCGGUGAUACGUUCUGCGCCGGGGCAGAUCUACAUCAAGUCGCAGGAAAACAAGACAACUCCCCAAGGGACAACCUUCAACCCGUCAAUGGACGUAACCUAGCACCAAUGGGUCCUUCACGACUCACUGUUCAGAAACCAGUGAUAUGCGCCGUGGCAGGCUACGCGGUAGCAGGAGGACUAGAGCUCAGUCUACUAGCAGAUCUCCGUGUUGUCGAGGAGGAUGCUACAUUUGGCGUAUUUUGUCGACGAUGGGGUGUACCUCUGAUUGACGGGGGUACAGUCCGACUCCAAGCGAUUGUUGGUCUUGGUCGCGCGAUGGAUAUGAUUCUAACAGGCCGACCGGUGGAUGCUCAAGAGGCAUUGACUAUGGGUCUUGCAAAUCGUGUAGUACCAAAGGGAGAGUCUCUAAAGCACGCGUUAGAAAUCGCGCGACAGCUUCUAGUCUUUCCUAACAUGUGCCUCAAUACCGAUCGCCAAUCCUGCUACUAUAGUGCUUAUGAGGCGCGUUCAUUCGAAGACGCGAUGUCGCACGAGUUCACAGCAGGAUCUAAGGUCAUUGCGAUUGAAUCCAUUCAAGGCGCUGCGAAGUUCAGUAAAGGAUCCGGCAGACAUGGUAGCUUUAAAGCUGGAAACAGUAAGUUGUGA